Messenger RNA from Magallana angulata, 2696 nucleotides. RefSeq names its product tetraspanin-4-like. Bases 72 to 812 code for a protein of 246 amino acids. Lineage: Eukaryota; Metazoa; Mollusca; Bivalvia; Ostreida; Ostreidae. Gene Ontology annotation, cellular component: membrane. The transcript is spliced from 8 exons. The record is from RefSeq and is a predicted model, not a curated record.
UUUUCUACUGUAUAAUUCAAAAUGGCGAACAUAUAGCAUUUUUGAUGGUUUUGUAAAUUGGUGCUUACAAAAUGGGUCGGUCGGAAAAGGGAUCAGCUAUCUGCACCAUCAAAUACCUGUUUUUGAUAUUCAACAUUAUAAUUUGGGUAUUGGGGUGUGGAGUGUUUGCUGUUGGAAUAUGGAUGCAGGCUAACAGAGAUUCAUUCUCCGUCGUUUUACCCAGCCAUAGCUUUCUAACUGCUGCAUCAUUAGUAAUAAUUGCUGGAGCCAUCACUCUUGUCAUUGGAUUUGUUGGCUGCUGUGGUGCGAUUGCUGAAAACAAGUGCAUGAUGGUUGUGUAUUUUAUAUUCGUACUUGUCAUAUUUGGAUUGGAAGUUGCAGCAACAGCUUUGAUAUUAUCAUAUCAGAAAGAUAUUAAAACAGCAAUGAGAGAAGAAAUGUUGUACAGUAUGGAGUACAGCUCUGAUCCAGGCAUCCAGUCGGAGAAAAGAGAAGGAAUAACUCAGCUGAUUGACUCAAUCCAGACAGAUCUGCAGUGCUGUGGGGUCAACAACUACACAGACUGGUACGAUAUCAAGGAUCGUGGCCAGCAGGUCCGACCCUCCUGCUGUGUCGACCCCUCCCCUGGCUGUGAGAAGUCUCAGAGCUUCCUGUGGAACACAAAGGGUUGUAUGGAAGAAAUAGAAUACCUGUUCUCUAAGAACAUGCAGUACAUAGGGAUUGCAGGUUUAUGUGUGGCAGUUAUACAGAUCUUGAUGAUGGCAGCUUGUAUAAUGUUGUUCUGCAACAUGAGAGAUAAAUCUAAAUACUGAGACAGAUUUUUGACACAAACCAAACUGGUGCAGCAGAAAAUGCCAAAGACAGAAGUAUUUCAGCUUAUAUUCCUGUGAUACUAUCAUAGUGUGCUGAAUCUUCAGGCGAAAGGUGCCUGUAUGACAACAUGUAAGCUUUAGAGUGAAUUGACUCUGACAGUUCAUAUACAUGUAAUACUGUAAAUUCCUAAUUAAACGCGAGGAGUUAUAUCCGUUUAAAAUUGCGAGAGGCAAAUCUUGCUUUAAUUUUUCUUACAGAUGUAAACUGAAUGAAACUAUGAUAAAAAUUUGAUGUUUUAUAUUCUCAUGAUUUGAUGCAAAACAGCUGAAUUGUGGAAUUAAGUAUUUGCAGAAAAUAAGGAACUACAGUUAUAUAGUAGCUAAAUUCUACAAACUUAGAUUUUGUUGUGACUACUUUGAUAUUGUAAGUACCCAUAUUAUUUGUCGGUUAUUGGUUUUGAAUUGAUUUUGGGUCUAAGUAAAACAGCAUUUAGCUAUCAUUGAUGAUAAAAAUUGUUCACUACUGUUGUUGAAUGUUACAUAUCUAAUCUGGUUAUACAAUACCCACCAAACCACUCAUAGUUUUAAUAUUUAAAAAAAAUUUCCAGUACAAUACAAUAUUAUCAUUAUGAUUUUUUAAAAAUUACCAGUGUUUGACUGUUAUCUUUCAUAUUGUAUAUAUUUUUUAAAUUUUUUUGAAAAUAAAAAAUGAUGACGAAGAUUUUAUAACAUUUUUGUUCAAAGUUAAAUGUUACUCUCUUUCUAUCAAGCAAAAUUUACAAGCGGCAAAUGUCUCUCAUUGUCCAUAACCCUGUACAGAAAUAAAAACUUUUUUCCAAGAAACUAUGAUUUGCUAAUGCCCUCAAAUUUUCAUUUAUGGCUCAAACUGCAAGUCUUAGGUUUUGCAUAUAAAGAAACACUCAUUGUCUCAAUCUUUUUUUGCCCCCCCCCCCCCCCCUCCCCCCACCCCCCUUCCUCAUUCGAUAUCUACUGGCUAGCUAUAGUGGGUGUUAAAUUUUAUACAGGCCUGUUUGGCUAAUUGUUACUUAUAUACAUCUAUUGUAUAUUACCAUUUUAUGAUUUUUGUUUAUUCUUAUAUACAUGUCUAUAAAGGUCUGUUUUAAAUUUGACAUUUGAAAACUGAUGAACUUGUCUUAUAUGAAAAUAAUUAUUUACAUUUACUGUGUAUUAUCUGCUUUAUUUCUUAGUCAAAUAAUUUGUAUCAAACUAGUUAAUGGAUUAAGUAUAUCAAAGCCAUUUACCAAUCAAUAGAUAUACUUGUAUAUUCAUUGUACUUUUAUAAGAAUACAUGUCCAGUGUACUUUAAGAAAAGAAGCAAACAUUUUCCAUGUUUAUUAAAUUGAAAUUGAAAAAUAAUGUACACACAUAGACUUUUUCCUUAUUAAUCAAUGGACUCAUCAAGCAUUGAAAACAUGGAACGUUAUAAGGCCAAAGAUGUAAGUCGUAAUUUUCUUAUAUGGAUGAAUUGUCUCUUCCUAAAUGAUCGUGAACUGAUUAAUCACUUCUCACUGUUAAUGAGUAAUUUAAAAAGUAAAGAUUUGUAUGGUAUAUAUAUAUAUUAACAAUUAAAUUAAAGCCUUAAAAUUCUUCUUGAGUUCAAGCAGGAUAUAAAUGUUGUGACAAUUACAAAAAUCUUACAUAACCUGCCUUUGCACAUGUAUAUGUACUAGGUAUUUAUUCUUGCAAUACAUGUACGGUACCUACAAGUGGGUAUGCAGUACCCACAUGGAUAAACAAAGAAAGCAUUUAUCAAUGAUGUGUUUAAUAUUUAAGUGUAUGAUGAAUGCAUAUUCAUUAAAAUUUACAUUCAUGUUGUGAUUUUACUCGAAGGAGAGUUCAAUAAAUUUUAAUGAAAAUCUCAAA